AUGCUUAAAUUUCUUGAAAAUAGAGAUCCUUAACCUAAAAAGAAAGGAAAGGACAUAAUGAGAUGUGAGAGUUAAAGUCAUCUUCCAAACAAUCGAUAAUUUAAUAGUCCUUUGCAUUAAGAUGCUUUAAUCUAAAAUGAUAAACCUACAUAUUACUUAACAAAAAAAUUACCUCCCAUACAAAUCUAUAAUCCUUUAAUAUAAACUAUUGAUUCUGUUGAAAGGCCUGAAUAUAUCAUUAAAUAAAAGGAUAUCUACAUUCCAAGAUACUUGAAUGAAUAUAAGACAAAAGGUUUUAAGAAAAAAUAAGGAAUAUUUGAGUCUUAUUAACAUUUAUUGGCUUAGAAUAAAUCAUUAAUAUAAGGAAUUCAUACAGAUAAAAAACCAUUUUCUUUGCCACUCAUCAGAGAAUACUAAAAAGAAUAAUCUAUUCUAAGUUUACCUGCUUAAUUUUCAACUCGGAGUUAAGAUCAUUAAAAAGUUGAUUAAAGUUGCAUCAAGAGUAACCAAUCUAAAAAUGAUAUUUAAACAAAAGCCAACUAUAUUACAAAAAAAAAAAACAAGAUCACAAAAAUAAAGAAUUUCAUAUAAAUUAUUAACUGAGAACAAGGGUAUCUAAGUUAAUGUAGAAAAAGCUUUAGCUCAUAAUUUUACAGAAUUCUCAGCCGAUUAUACAAAAAAUUUCAAUUUAUCAUAUUAAUAAAAACUAGAAGAUGAAGAAGAAAAGGAAAAGUAAAUGAGAUAAUUAAGUAUAUUUGAUAAAAAAAUAAAAGAGUUUAAAGAAUAAUAAAAUUAGAAAUUGAAAUAAAAAGUAUUUUCUUGA
Paramecium sonneborni is the source of this 823-nucleotide messenger RNA. NCBI's taxonomy places the organism in Eukaryota, Ciliophora, Oligohymenophorea, Peniculida, Parameciidae. The record is from the annotation of a GenBank genome assembly.